Molecule: messenger RNA, 2226 nt
Organism: Rhododendron vialii
Lineage: Eukaryota; Viridiplantae; Streptophyta; Magnoliopsida; Ericales; Ericaceae
Product: hydroxyisourate hydrolase-like
Exons: 13
Coding region: 523-2076 (517 amino acids)
Biological process (GO): carbohydrate metabolic process
Molecular function (GO): beta-glucosidase activity
Source: RefSeq, a predicted model, not a curated record
CACUCUGAAUAGCUAGAUAUUUUAGCCCCAGCUAGAUAUUGUGUGAAUAGCUAGAUAUUUUAGCCCAAUGUCACAAAUCUCUUUCACAGUUAAAGACAAGGAUUGGUUCUUUGGCUCGUGUAAAGAAUCAGACCACAAAAGAGCCGUAAGGGUUUUGUCCUCGUAAGAAUAAAUGAAUGGAUGAAAACAGACAAGGCGGGAAUGGGUUCUUCAAAGGAUAGGUAAUAUUCCAUAUAUAGCUACUAGAGUACGAGCUUGACAUUGUGUGAAUAGCUAGAUUUUUUAGCCGUAGCUAGAUAUUUUAGCCCAAUGUCACAAAUCUCUUUCACAGUUAAAGACAAGGAUUAGUUCUUUGGCUCGUGUAAAGAAUCAGACCACUAAAGAGCCGUUCGGGUUUUGUCCUUGUGAUAAUAAAUGAAUGGAUGAAAACAGACAAGGAAGGAAUGGGUUCUUCAAAGGAUAGGUAAUAUUCCAUAUAUAGCUGCUGGAGUAUGAGCUUGAAGUUGAACCAAACAGGACAAUAUGGUGUCUCUCCUCUCUUUCCCUGUAGUAUCUCUUUUGAUCAUAUACUUAGCAGCCCCAGGGGCAGUAUUAGUCUUCUGUGCUGAGGAUUUCAGCAGACAUGACUUCCCGCCUGACUUUGUUUUCGGCUCUGGGACCUCUGCCUACCAGGUUGAGGGAGCGGCAUUCGAAGAUGGAAGGACUCCAAGCAUUUGGGACACCUUUGCUCAUGAUGGGAAUGCGCAUGGAGACACUGGAGACAUAGCAUGCGAUGGGUACCACAAGUACAAGGAAGACAUACAACUAAUGGUGGAAACAGGACUGGAGGCCUAUAGAUUCUCCAUAGCAUGGUCAAGGCUUAUCCCUAAUGGAAGAGGACCAGUGAACCCAAAGGGUUUGGAAUACUACAACAACUUCAUCAAUGAACUAAUCAGAUAUGGAAUCCAACCACAUGUUACACUGGUGCACUCUGAUCUACCACAGGCUCUUGAAGAUGAAUACGGAGGAUGGAUUAGUCGAAAAGUUGUGAAAGAUUUCACAGCAUAUGCUGAUGUGUGCUUCAGACAAUUUGGCGAUAGGAUUUCGUAUUGGAAUACCUUUAAUGAGGCCAAUGUAUUUGUUUUGGGAGGUUAUGAUGUGGGAUUUACACCCCCAACGCGAUGCUCUCCCCCGUUUGGAAUAGCGAAUUGUUCUAAAGGCAACUCCUCGUCUGAGCCAUACAUUGCUGCCCAUAAUAUCUUGCUGGCUCAUGCAUCGGCUGCAAGUUUGUACAAGAACAAGUACCAGGGCAGGCAAAAAGGAUUCAUAGGAAUAAAUAUCUUUGCUUAUUGGUUUGUCCCUUACACUAAUGCAACAGAGGAUGUUGUAGCAACGCAACGAGCCAAAGACUUUAUGAUUGGGUGGUUUGUCAAUCCCCUUGUAUUUGGAGACUAUCCUGACAUAGUGAAGAAGAAUGCAGGCACAAGAAUUCCAGCCUUCAGCAACCUUGAAUCCAAACAAGUCAAAGGUUCAUUUGACUUCGUAGGUGUUAACCAUUACUUCACAGGUUACAUCAAGAACAAUCCAAACAAACUGAAAAUGGACAACAGGGACUUCAAUGCAGAUAUGGCGGCCGAUAUGAUAUUUGUGCAUGGUGAUACACCACCAGAUCAGUUACCCAUCACAUUCUCGGGUCUGGCUGAAGUUUUGGAGUAUUUCAAGCAAGUUUAUGGCAACCCUCCUAUUUACAUCCAUGAAAACGGUCUACAAACACUACAUAGUUCAACAUUGGAUGACAUGCCAAGGGUGAAGUAUUUGUGUGGUUUCAUCGGGAGUCUGCUUGAUGCUUUGAGGAAUGGAUCAAAUGCAAGAGGGUAUUUCAUAUGGUCCUUCUUGGACGUAUUUGAGUUAUUGGAUGGCUACAAUUCAGCCUUUGGCUUGUACUAUGUGGAUAUGGAUGACAAGGAUUUGAAAAGAUACCCUAAACUCUCCGCGCAUUGGUACUCCAAGUUCUUGAAGGGAAGGGCAAUCAAUCCGGAUGCCGUACUUGAAUUUGAGACUAUUUCCUCUAUUUCUCAAACUCGCUCUUCCCAGUAGUUUGUUUUCUUUUGGCACAAACUGCAUUGUUACUGUUUUCAACUGAAUGUCUGUAAUGUGUAUUUGGCAUGUAACAACAAUGCUCUAUUUCUAAUGGUUGCGAGAGAGUCCCAAACUGUUAGAAUUUAUGUUUAUUCGGUCUCAACGUUA